Molecule: messenger RNA, 1233 nt
Organism: Symbiodinium necroappetens
Lineage: Eukaryota; Dinophyceae; Suessiales; Symbiodiniaceae
Source: the annotation of a GenBank genome assembly
AUGGCGACAAAUGGCAGCAUGCCAUCCUUGGCAAGCUCUGUAAAGUACAUGCUGCUUGCAAGCGCACUAUACGAGCCUUUGCGCAAUGCGUUGCACAAUCUGGGAACAAAUGUCGGAGGAGUGGGAGGCGUGGGAGGCCUCUGCAACAUGGGCAACCCUGAUGACUGCGAGAGUCUUGCGGGUCGCACUGGAAACUACUGCUUCCAAGCUGGUCUGUGGUCAGGUUUGACCGGCUUCGCCCUCGUGGUUUUGCUGGUGUGGACUAGUCCCAUUUUCUUGGGGGCGCUGCAGAAAUCUGUAUCCACAGCGAAGCCUGUAGCUUCUGAAGACCGAGGACGUGACAGUGGUGAUGAACCAGGCGCAGAACCAAGCCCAGAACCAGAGACAGCAUCGAUUGAGCUCGACGGGGUUCUGAUGAUUUGGUCGGGUUUGUCGUGUCUCUGGUUCGGCAUGCCCUUGGCCUACAUGUUGGCGGACCCAUUCUAUCGCAGCAGCGCCCUCCACUUUGUCUUAGCUGUUGCUCUCGCAGCUGCGUUUCCGCUCAGCUGGCAUCUUUCCCUACUUGCCCUGCCUCCCUGCAAGCCUUUAGGCCCUUGGCUUGGACUGAAGAGGCAAGACUUGUUGAACCUCCACAAGGCCUUGGGCUGGAGGGCCGCAGGCUGGGGUGCCAUCCAUGCCUUGGGGGAGCUCAUCUACGUCGUAAGCCAACAAGGCUUUUUGUCGAUGUUCCAGUUGGCUGGAGAGAAAGGCGAGAAUCUGCUGUAUCUGAUGGGGCUGGUCACGGCACUCCUGCUGCUUGUGCACACGUUGGUCGCUUACCUGCGCAGACAGGCAUUCAUCCGCAGGACUUUCAAAGCCACCCACCGGACAACUGCCAGCUUCCUCCUCCUCAGUGCCACUGUACACUGGUGGCCCUUCGCGCUCUUCCUCCUCCCUGCUGCAGCUGCCUAUGGCACUUCGGCUGGCCUAGGUGUGGCCUCGCAAUUUGGUCGCCAGGUCUCCGAAGCUCGGAACAGCUUCGCGCUGGCGGCCGCGGUCCUUGGGGCCUUUGCCGGCCUCUGCGUAGUUUGGAAGGUGCGAGAGUCUGUAAUGCUUGCCGAAGGUGUUGGGCUACUGAUUCCCUUCGUCUUCCCGCCUUUAGCGCUGCUGGCGGAGUUCGCAGUUGCAACGGCAGUGUGCCUUCCCAUCCUAGUCACCGGCCCCGUGCUGCACUCCGAGCCUCUUCUGGGAUAA